AUGUCUCCUCAACAGAAAGCUCUUUUGCUUCCCAAAAAGCAGGGCGACUUUGAAAUUGGCUCCCGCAGCAUCCCCAGUCCUGGCGCUGGGGAGCUCUUGGUCAAGAUUCACUCUGCUGCUCUGAAUCCGGUUGACUACAAGAUCAAGGACAUGGGGCUUUUCGUGACCGAUUACCCUGCCGUUGUAGGCAUGGAUAUUGCUGGCAUAGUCGAGGAAGUAGGGGAAGGUGUCGACAAUUUCCGCAAAGGCGAUAGAGUGUUCAUUGAGCACAUCGUCAUCCACAUUCCAUUCCAGAUUCCUUCAAGCGAAUCUUUCGAUAGCGCAGCGACUGUUCCUCUGGGGUUAGAUACUGCGCUGGUGGGGUUGUAUGGAAAUCAUUUUGGAGCUGGGUUAACCCCUCCUUGGGCGAAAAGCGUAGGCGAAUCAAAGAAACCUAUUGUCAUCCUUGGCGGUUCUUCAUCUGUAGGUUCAUACGCUAUCCAACUUGCUCGACUGUCAGGAUUCUAUCCUAUCAUCACUACAGCCUCUCCGAGUAAUGAAGAACUUGUCAGGAAGUACGGCGCAACCCACUUUUUUGAUCGCAACCUUUCCGGCAAACAACUGAAGGCCGCCAUCAGCAAAAUUACUGACAGCCCUAUCGGAAUUGUUUAUGACGCCAUCUCGUUGCCAGAAACACAAUCUGUUGGAUGGGAAUUACUUGCAAACAAUGGCACCCUGGUAUUAACCCUUGCUGGAUCAGUCAAGGAGGAUGAAGGCAAGGGGCGCAAGGUUAUCUCGACUUUCGGAGUCCCACACACCCCCCAAAAUGUGGAACUGUGCAGCAGCUCGUGGGCUGUGGUCGAAAAGUGGCUUUUAGAGGGUGCUAUAAAGCCGAACAAGUAUGAGGUUCUGCCAAACGGACUUGAAGGUAUUAUUGGAGGACUGGAAAGGAUGAAAUUGGGACAGGUGUCUGGAACGAAGUUGGUCGCUCAUCCACAGGAAACACAAUAAACACAAGGUUGUCGACUUAUUCCGCGAUGCCGAGUAUCACCUUGUUUGCAUUGAGCUCAAUGACAGGAUAUAAUUGAGCAAUACAAUAGGCGUCACAAUUUCUAGUAUGUACUGGGCGAUGUCGCGAGGAGAGCUCUUACUGGAAG
This is a messenger RNA of Suillus subalutaceus, 1136 nucleotides long. RefSeq names its product chaperonin 10-like protein. The transcript has 4 exons. The record is from RefSeq and is a predicted model, not a curated record. Gene Ontology annotation, molecular function: oxidoreductase activity, acting on NAD(P)H. The coding region runs from base 1 to 990 and encodes 329 amino acids. NCBI's taxonomy places the organism in Eukaryota, Fungi, Basidiomycota, Agaricomycetes, Boletales, Suillaceae.